AUGGCAACCCAGACGGACCCUGCAGGACUACAACCGGAUUUCAACCGCAUGGCUGAAUGUCAUCAAAUCCUUUCGACCGAGCUGCAGCACUGCCAGAACCUCCCUGCUAUCGCUGGUGCGCAGGAAAUCCUAGCCGCCAUCGCUCAAUUGCGUGAGCAGAUGAAUCGCAUGGAGCGUAACUUGACCUCCAGAAUGUCGGCUAACGAUCACAACUCCAUUGCGCGCACGCAGAAUUCCCUUCUUACGAGUCGUGAUGAAAACUUAUCACCCCUUCAUAAUCCAACCACGAACGCAGCUAUCCCCGACUUCCCGUCGACUCCCCGCGAGAUUGACCAACUUCCUGCUCAGGCAGCGAAUGCUACACUCGGAGCGCUUGGGCAGGGAACAGAUGGAAGUCUGCCCGUCAAAAGGCAGAGAAUACGAAUCACCGUGGGACUGCCGGCCGUUCGAAAGGAAGGCCCGUGA
This is a messenger RNA of Neohortaea acidophila, 465 nucleotides long. RefSeq lists its product as uncharacterized. The coding region runs from base 1 to 465 and encodes 154 amino acids. The transcript has 2 exons. The record is from RefSeq and is a predicted model, not a curated record. Lineage: Eukaryota; Fungi; Ascomycota; Dothideomycetes; Mycosphaerellales; Teratosphaeriaceae.